AUGCUCCUGCCGAUCGUGGUUGCCUGCUUUGUGGGAACUACUCUGGCCUCUGACGAGUACGGCAGUGCUGGAGGAUGGGAGGGGCUGGGUGAUUCCGGCUACCAUGGUGGAGGCCACGGUCUAGGAAAUGGCCUCGAUCAUGGUCUUGGCCAUGGUCUUGGUGGCGGUCACGUCCAGCACCAGUACGCCCAUGCGGUGCAGAUCGGCCAACACAUUGAAGUGACGAAACCAGUACCGGUGCCGGUCUACAAAGACAUCGGGGUCCCCGUAGCUCAGCCGGUGGCCAUUCCGGUUCCGCAUCCGGUCGCCAUCGGCGUGCCACAGCCGUAUCCGGUCCAUGUUCCGGUGGCCCAACCGGUCGCAAUUCCGGUCGUCAAAACGAUCGCGGUUCCGGUCGAAAAGAGGGUGCCCUACCCUGUCGAGAAGAUCAUCCCUGUUCCUGUGGAAAAACACAUCCCGAUUCCCGUGGAAAAGCAUAUCCCCGUUCCCGUGGAAAAGCCUUAUCCGAUCCACGUGCCGAUUUACAAGCACAUCUUCCACAGGGUCAAGAGUCAUGGCCAUGGGUGGUCGCAUUACAGCUGCACGGUGCACAUAUUCAAUCCCACGUGGCUUGCCAUGUACAGAAUCGCCCUUCUUUCCCUGGUGUCCCUGAGCACGGCUUACCCCAUAGUGGUGCACGAUCAUGGCGGCCAGUUCCUCCUGUCCAGCGGCUUCGGCUUGGGGAUGCAGAUCGACAGAUCGGACCACGAAAGUAUAGGCAGCUCCGGCGGCGAGGGCUAUGGCAGCUAUGGCGGCUAUGGCGACUAUGGAGGCCAUGGGGGAUAUGAGAGCUCAGGAGGUGACGAGUCCCAGUCAUCGGGUUUCGGAGCUGGAGGCCACCAGGGUUCCUAUGGGGGCUCCUACGGGGGUUCCUAUGGGAAUUCCUAUGGGUCCUUCGACAGCUACGGCGGAGGCCACGGCGAAAACGAGAUCGGCCAUGGUGGAGGAGGGAUCAACCUCGAUGGAGGCCAGAGCUACAUCCACAGUGUUCCAGUAUCCGAACACGUCGAAGUCACCAAGCCCGUGGCGGUGCCGGUGUACAAAGAGAUAGGGGUACCUGUUCCUCAUCCAGUGAAGAUCAACGUGCCUCAUCCCGUCGCGGUUGGCGUUCCUCAACCAUACCCAGUGGCGGUUCCAGUUCCUCAUCCGGUGCCCAUCCAGGUGGUGAAGACAGUAGCGGUCCCGGUGGAGAAGAAGGUUCCCUACGCGGUGGAGAAACACAUCCCCGUGCCCGUUGAGAAACCAGUACCCAUCCACAUCGAAAAACACAUCCCCGUUCCCGUGGUCAAGCCCUACCCCAUCCGCAUCCCUGUCUACAAGACCAUCUACCACCACGCGAAGAGUCACCACCAGCACCACUAG
Molecule: messenger RNA, 1401 nt
Organism: Orussus abietinus
Lineage: Eukaryota; Metazoa; Arthropoda; Insecta; Hymenoptera; Orussidae
Exons: 7
Coding region: 1-1401 (466 amino acids)
Source: RefSeq, a predicted model, not a curated record